This is a messenger RNA of Myotis myotis, 576 nucleotides long. It is a transcript of the gene CST6, whose product is annotated as cystatin E/M. NCBI's taxonomy places the organism in Eukaryota, Metazoa, Chordata, Mammalia, Chiroptera, Vespertilionidae. Gene Ontology annotation, cellular component: extracellular exosome. Gene Ontology annotation, molecular function: cysteine-type endopeptidase inhibitor activity. The record is from RefSeq and is a predicted model, not a curated record. The coding region runs from base 29 to 478 and encodes 149 amino acids. The transcript has 3 exons.
GAGCCACCUGGGUCAGGCAUUGAGGACGAUGGCGCAGCCCAACCUCUCGCUGGCGCUGGGCCUGGCCCUGCUCGCCUUCUGUCUGCUGGCGCUGCCCCGCGAUGCCCGCGCCCGGCCCGGGGAGCGCAUGGUAGGAGGAGUGACGGACCUGAAGCCCAACGACCCACAGGUGCAGAAGGCGGCCCAGGCGGCCGUGGCCAGCUACAACAUGGGCAGCAACAGCCUCUACUACUUCCGAGACACGCGCAUCCUCAAGGCGCAGAGUCAGCUGGUGGCGGGCAUUAAGUACUACCUGACCGUGGAGAUGGGGAGCACAGCCUGCCGCAAGAGCUCGGUGACCGGAGACCGCAUGGACCUCACCACCUGCCCCCUGGCCGCAGGGGCACAGGAGGAGAAGCUGCGCUGCGACUUUGAGAUCCUAGUGGUCCCCUGGGAGAACUCCUCCAGCCUCCUCAAGCACCACUGCGUGCCCGUGUAGGAGGCCCCUGCGGCCACGGGAGCGGGGCCAUCGGUGGAGGGCGCUUCAGGUCCAUGGGCCAUGUCUGCUGCAAUAAAUCGCUAACACUGCUUCUUGCA